AAGCCCAUGAGGACCAUAGACAAGAGAGUUGAAGAAAUGGUGGUUUCUCAUACUACAAAAACAGUCUGGCUAGUAGCUUAGCUAUUUGUGUAUUUGCAUGUUAGAAAUAGAAUCUCACAGGAACUGAGUUUCCCAUGUUUCUUGAGGAUUUGGUGCUGGGUCUAUGCCUUUGUUUCUUGUUGUUGCCUUGUCUUAAGACUUUGCAAUCUAUGGAAAAUAUGUUUUCUUGCCAAUCACAUACCUCUUUUCUGAUAUAGGUUCCUCUAUUACAGGUUUUUUUUGUUUUGUUUUGUUGGAUGUUCUGUCAAUAAUAUGUCUAAACUUGCCUCUCUUGAAGAGUCUCUUUUGAAUGGUGACUCUAGUGUAAGCAACAAUUCUAAUCCCAAAAAGACCAGAGAAAAUGAAAAUUUGACAAGUUAUUCAAAGGCUGGGUUUUUCAGCAUUCUUACUUUCUCAUGGAUCACUCCACUAAUAACACUGGGAUAUAAGAAGACUUUAGAACAUGAGGAUCUCCCACUGCUUGCUAACACUGACAGUGCCUAUGGGACUUUUCCAACUUUCAGAAACAAGCUUGAGUCAGAGUGUGGUAGUGCUAGUAGAGUCACCGCUCUUAAGCUUGCUAAAGUGUUAAUCUUCUCAACAUGGCAAGGGAUUCUUGUAUCAGGCUUGUUUGCAUUCUUGUUCACAUGUGCUUCUUAUGUUGGACCCUACCUUAUUGAAAACCUAGUUCAGUAUCUCAAUGGGGAAAACAAGUCUAAAAAUGAAGGCUAUGUUUUGGUUAUGGUAUUUGUUGCAGCAAAGCUUGUGGAGUGCCUUUCGCAGCGGCAAUGGAUGCUUAGGUUCCAGCAGGUUGGGGUUAGGAUGCAAUCAAUGUUGGUGGCAAUGAUCUAUGCAAAAGGUUUGACCCUUUCAUCUCAAUCAAAAGAGGGUAACAGCAGUGGGGAAAUCAUCAAUUUAUUGACUGUUGAUGCAGCAAGGAUUGGUGAAUUUUGUUGGUACAUGCAUGAUCCAUGGAUGUGUGUUCUGCAAGUUGGUUUGGCAUUGUUGAUUCUUUGUAGAAGUGUAGGCGUCGCUUCUGUUGCCGCUUUUGCUGCCACAGUAAUUGUGAUGCUGCUAAACCUUCCUGUGGCAUCAUUGCAAGAGAAGUUCCAAGGUAAGGUGAUGGAGUUCAAGGAUAAAAGAAUGAAGGCUACAUCUGAGAUUCUAUCAAAUAUGAGGAUCCUGAAACUGCAAGCAUGGGAAAUGAAGUUCUUAUCGAAGAUUUUUCACCUUAGGAAGACAGAGGAGCUAUGGCUAAAGAAAUUUCUUCUUGGCACAGCAGUUAUUAGAUUUCUCUUCUUUAACGCGCCUACUUUUGUUGCUGUGGUUACUUUUGGGGCUUGCGUUCUUAUAGGCAUCCCACUUGAAUCAGGGAAGGUCUUAUCUGCUCUUGCAACAUUCAGAAUUCUUCAAAUGCCAAUCUAUAGUCUUCCUGACACAAUUUCAAUGAUUGCACAAACUAAGGUUUCCCUUGAUAGGAUUGCAUCGUAUCUUCGCCUAGAUGAGUUACAGAAUGAUGUGGUUGAGAAGCUUCCAAGAGGUAGUUCUGAUGUAGCAGUUGAAUUUGUAGAUGGAAAUUUCUCUUGGGAUUUAUCUUCUGUUAAUCCAACAUUGAAAGACAUAAAUCUUAGAGUUUUUCAUGGUAUGAAGGUUGCUGUUUGCGGCACUGUCGGAUCAGGCAAGUCUACUUUACUUUCAUGUAUAUUGGGUGAAGUACCAAAGCUAUCAGGAACCCUGAAGGUGAGUGGAACAAAGGCCUACGUUGCUCAGUCACCAUGGAUUCAGAGUGGCAAGAUAGAAGAGAACAUACUAUUUGGUAAAGAGAUGGACAGGGAAAAGUAUGAGAAGGUUCUAGAAGCAUGUUCCUUGACAAAAGACCUUGAGGUUCUACCAUUUGGUGAUCACACCAUUAUUGGGGAGAAGGGAAUCAAUUUGAGUGGUGGACAGAAGCAAAGAGUGCAAAUAGCCCGUGCUCUCUACCAAGAUUCUGACAUGUAUCUGCUUGAUGAUCCCUUCAGUGCUGUGGAUGCUCAUACAGGAUCGCAUCUCUUCAAGGAGUGUUUGCUUGGGCUUUUGAAAACAAAAACUGUGAUAUACGUAACUCAUCAAGUAGAGUUCUUACCUGAUGCUGAUCUAAUAUUGGUCAUGAGAGAAGGAAGGAUAGCACAAUCAGGAAAAUACAAUGAUAUUCUCCAGUCAGGCACUGAUUUUAUGGACCUUGUGGGUGCACAUAGAACAGCUUUGUCUUCAAUUAAGUCCUUAGAGAGAAGGGACACAUUUAAAACAUCAAGUAUCACCAUGCAAGAUGCAGAUGCAUUAAGUGGUUUUGAACUUGAGCAGACAGUGGAAAACAAAGAUGGUCAAAAUGGCAAUUCAGAUGAUACAGUUGAGCCAAAAGGGCAACUUGUUCAAGAAGAAGAAAGGGAAAAGGGUAGAGUUGGGUUUCAAGUCUACUGGAAAUACAUCACAAUAGCUUAUGGAGGAGCUCUUGUACCCUUCAUAUUACUAUCACAGACGCUAACAGUAGUUUUUCAGAUUGCAAGCAAUUAUUGGAUGGCUUUGGCAACUCCUGUUGCAGAACCCGAUAUUGAAAGCUUUAAACUCAUGGUUGUCUAUGUUGUUUUGGCAAUUGGAAGUUCCUUCGGCACCCUUGCCCGUGCAGUUCUUGCUGUGAUAGCUGGAUACAAGACAGCCACCAUGCUCUUCAAUAAAAUGCAUUUAUGCUUUUUCCAAGCACCAAUGUCAUUUUUUGAUUCCACCCCAAGUGGGCGAAUCCUUAAUAGAGCUUCCACAGACCAAAGUGCAAUAGAUAUGACUAUUCCAAAUCUUUUAUGGGGAAUUACCUUCAAUCUGAUUCAGAUCUUUGGAAACAUUUUUGUGAUGUCUCAAGCUGCAUGGCAGGUGUUCAUAAUAUUGAUUCCUGUGAUGGCAGCUUGCAUAUGGUACCAGCAAUACUACUCAGCAUCAGCACGGGAAUUGGCACGAUUAGUCGGUACAUGCCAAGCUCCGGUUAUACAACAUUUCUCUGAAACGAUUUCUGGGUCAACAACCAUAAGAAGUUUUGAACAAGAAUCAAUAUUUAAUGACACGAAUAUGAAAUUGAUAGACAAGUAUUCCCAACCCAAAUUAUACAGUGCUAUUGCAAUGGAAUGGCUGAGUUUCAGGUUGGAUCUUCUAUCCUGUACCGUAUUUGCCUUCUGUUUGGUGUUCUUGAUAUCUUUUCCAAGUUCAAUUACUGAUCCUGGCAUUGCGGGAUUGGCAGUGACAUAUGGGCUUAAUCUAAAUUCUAUACAAUUUAAUAUGAUCUGGUUUCUUUGCAAUUUGGAGAACAAAAUUAUAUCUGUAGAAAGAAUACUUCAGUACACCUCCGUCCCAGGUGAAGCUCCUCUUGUAAUCAAAGACAACCAACCAGAUCAUUCUUGGCCGUCAUUUGGAGAGGUUCAUAUCCAGGAUUUACAGGUUCGGUAUGCUCCUCACCUGCCUCUUGUUUUACGGGGUCUUACUUGCACUUUUACUGCUGGAGCAAAAACUGGCAUUGUGGGAAGAACAGGAAGUGGAAAAUCAACUCUGGUGCAAACACUUUUCCGACUUGUUGAACCUGUUGCUGGAAAAAUCUUGAUAGAUAACAUUAACAUAUCUUUGAUUGGACUUCAUGAUUUACGGUCCAAACUAAGCAUUAUUCCUCAGGAUCCAACAAUGUUUGAAGGGACUGUAAGAAACAACCUGGACCCUUUGGAAGAGUACACAGAUGAACAAGUUUGGGAGGCUCUAGAUAUGUGCCAACUUGGAGAUGAAAUAAGGAAGAAAGAAGGGAAGCUUGACUCCUUAGUUACUGAGAAUGGAGGAAAUUGGAGUAUGGGUCAGAGGCAAUUGGUCUGCCUUGGCCGGGUUCUUCUUAAGAAAAGUAAGAUUUUGGUGCUUGAUGAAGCAACUGCAUCAGUUGACACAGUCACAGAUAAUAUUAUUCAGCAAACAGUUAAGCAGCAUUUUUCAGAAUGCACAGUCAUUACAAUUGCUCAUAGAAUAACUUCAAUCCUAGACAGUGACAUGGUUCUGUUUCUAAAUGGAGGGCUAAUUGAGGAAUAUGAUUCACCAAAGAAACUGCUUAAGAACAAGUCUUCAGGUCUUGCUCAACUGGUUGCAGAAUACACAAGGAGGUCAAACUCUGGUUUUGGAAGUUGAACUGAAUCUGAAUUAAUGUCACCAACAAUAUAUGUUGUUACGCAGAGAUUUUACAGUUACACAUAUUUUCUCAGAUACUUGUAUGUGACUCACUCUAUAUGGCUAUAUCACAAAUAAGUGCUUGUCUGAUGUUAUUAAAUAA
Lotus japonicus is the source of this 4363-nucleotide messenger RNA. Its product is annotated as ABC transporter C family member 3-like. The record is from RefSeq and is a predicted model, not a curated record. Lineage: Eukaryota; Viridiplantae; Streptophyta; Magnoliopsida; Fabales; Fabaceae. The transcript is spliced from 10 exons. Gene Ontology annotation, cellular component: plant-type vacuole; vacuolar membrane. Gene Ontology annotation, biological process: transmembrane transport. Gene Ontology annotation, molecular function: ATP hydrolysis activity; ATP binding; ABC-type transporter activity. Bases 313 to 4221 code for a protein of 1302 amino acids.